This is a messenger RNA of Coregonus sp. 'balchen', 4456 nucleotides long. The record is from the annotation of a GenBank genome assembly. NCBI's taxonomy places the organism in Eukaryota, Metazoa, Chordata, Actinopteri, Salmoniformes, Salmonidae.
AUGUCGUAAGUAACUUAACGUUAGCUAGAUCUCUAGCUAUCUUGGAUAUGCUGCAUGCAUUGAUUUCAGGAAGUUGCUUGCAAAAAACAUUAUUAUAUAAGUGUCGACCCCAACUUACAGUUCGUUCAAAACAUAAGCUACUGUACCUACUGCCUUAUCUAUUUAUCCCUGAUGGUAUCGAGACAUUUGACUUUAUCUACUUCCAUUGAUGAAAUUAUAAUACCCACAAUGCAGUUCACUGUUUUGUUCCUCGAGAAGACCAAUCUAACAUAUUACCGAUCUGCAAAUCCACAGUUGCGUAACAAAGGAAUGGAAUCAGAUGAAUUGACCAAAUUUACAUUCGCUUGAGUCAUUUUUUCCCAAUAUUUAAUAAGGUCUCCUUUUUGACACUGAAUAUUUUCAUUUGACAUUGUUAAUUGGGUUUUCAAUUCGCCAUUCGCUUUUUAUGAAUUGACCCACUGCGCACCAUUAAACAGUUAAAUUUCGCUACGAAUAUGAAACAUUCUUCGACUUUAAUGUUCGUCAUCUUGCAAGUUGAGGGACCUAUGCACAGUUGGCGAGAGUUAAUUGUCUGACGGUUACAAUAUGUAGUUUGGUAGUUAUGUCAGACUCUGGUUAUGUAGGCGGCUAUUUUCUGGGUCGUAUUCAUUAGUGCAACGGAAACAUUUUGCAACGUCAUCGAGUUUCUUAUUGGACAAGUUCAGGUAGUCGCGCCCCGUUUCGGUCGGUUUGCUGUCAACUGAAUACGACCCUGUGUAGUUUUGUAACACAGCAAUAAUGAACUUACGCAAGUUCUAUAUCGAAAUGAUUAUGAGUAUUCUGGUGUUCAUACAAGCUGCAGGAACUACACCUUCAAGAUAGUGAGGAUCAUUCUACAAUUUGACAUUUAUACGGUAGGACAGGAUCUGUUUAUUAUACCACUCCAAACAAUGUCAAGGAAUUCUGUCCUGUCUAUGUCCACGUUUGAACUCUUUAUUACAGCUCGCAGACCUAUAUAGCCUCCUGGAGCACCAGUAGCCACAGGUAAUCCCAUCUGAACAUAGACUACUAUUAUUAUCUAAAUAUGCAGGUAUUUGUGUUUGAUUUCUGAAGUAACACCACCAGUCCAGCAGAGAUGACCCAGGUGCGAAGGUCGGUGGGAGAGGCGCUGUGGGGAAUGUGUGCGGCCGACGCCAUGUCCAUGCCCGUGCACUGGUACUACAACAUCGAUGACAUCAAGAGAGAUUUUGGAGGAUGGAUCACCGGCUUCAACGCACCCAAGAACAAACACCCGUCCAGCAUCCUCACCCUCUCCAACUCAGGUAUGUUAACAUCACCCUUUAUUGAAUUUGAAAAUUAGGUGAGAUGGUUAUUGGUCAUGAAUUAUGACAUGGCAUUCAUUCUUCACCUGAUGUUCCUCAAACUGUCAAUAGGUACAGUCAAACAUUUUGAGUUAGUCUUUAAUCUUAAUCUGUCUCUCCGGUCCAUAGCAGGGAGUGGUCGCACUGCAUGGUCCUCUGGCGAUAACAGACCCCAUGUUGUGGGGAACGUAAUCCUCCAUAACAAGCUCAAGUUCUGGAAGGCAUCAGGCGGUUCGGUCCACUAUCACCAAGGUACUCACUUAAUCUCACGAAUGAAUGUAACGAAAUGAAAAAAGGAACAGUCUCUAACCUUGGUCUGUAUAUAUCUUUAAAAGCGGUUCUGUAAGGAAAAUAAUUAUUGACAAUACACAUCAUCAAUUAAUCGUUUAAAUAUACCUCUAUCUCUGUGCAGGUCUGCAGGCAGGUGAGAGCACCCUGAAUGCCAUCUGCUCCCUGAGGGUGGCACAGGCCCUGACAGGGGGGAUGUUUGCCAGCGUGGCAGAGUCAGCAGCGAGGGGGGCGGUGCUAGCUGAUUACAUACACUUCAUGACCACGCCAGGAACACAUGGAGACACCUACGCAGAGUCCUUCCACAGAGCAUUCUUCUCCGACUGGCAGGACCCCAGACCCACUUCUUCCAGCAAGGUAAUACACACACACACACAUGCAUGCAUACAUACGAUGUUACACACCUAACCAGACAGUGUCUCACAGUGUGUCUUGUCUAUGUGUUCCAGGUGUUGUUUAUGUCUUGUCUAUGUGUUCCAGGUGUCAUGUAAUGUCUUGUCUAUGUGUUCCAGGUGUCAUGUCUUGUCUAUGUGUUCCAGGUGUUAUGUCAUGUCUUGUCUAUGUCUUGUCUAUGUGUUCCAGGUGUUGUUUAUGUCUUGUCUAUGUGUUCCAGGUGUUGUUUAUGUCUUGUCUAUGUGUUCCAGGUGUUGUUUAUGUCUUGUCUAUCGUUCCAGGUGUCAUGUCUUGUCUUUGUUCCAGGUGUUAUGUCAUGUCUUGUCUAUGUCUUGUCUAUGUGUUCCAGGUGUGGUCAUGUCUUGUCUAUGUGUUCCAGGUGUUGUCAUGUCUUGUCUAUGUGUUCCAGGUUUUGUCAUGUCUUGUCUAUGUGUUCCAGGUUUUGUCAUGUCUUGUCUAUGUGUUCCAGGUUUUGUCAUGUCUUGUCUAUGUGUUCCAGGUUUUGUCAUGUCUUGUCUAUGUGUUCCAGGUGUUGUCAUGUCUUGUCUAUGUGUUCCAGGUGUUGUUAUGUCUUGUCUAUGUGUUCCAGGUGUUGGAGUUUGCAGAGCAGCGCUACCAGCAGAAGAUGAACGUGUCAGUCCCCGACAGCCAGCUAGACGCUAUUGGCUGCAUCCCCAUGGCUAUCCCCUUUGUCCUUCUUUCAGCCACAGCCAAUGAAGACCAAGCUGCAAGUGUUGCACCCACCUCUUUUUGGAACAUUUGAAUAGGAGAAUCUCAAUUGCAUUUCCUUCAUCCCUUGUGUCUUCUCUCCUCGCCUCGCCUCAUCUCAAAACCCAUUGGAUGAGAAGGUCAGAGGGGAAGGACCUUUGACCUUCUCAUCCAAUGGGUUUUGAGAAGGAGGCGAGAAGAGAACACAAGAAAUUGAUUUUCCCAAUGAAACUCACCCACUCUCUCUCCCCCUCUCUUUUACUGUCCUUUCUCUCCCAGGUGUCUGCAGCGGUAGAGUUUGUCCGGCUCACCCACCCCCACCCCAAGGUGGAGAAGUAUGUGACGCUGUACGCCCGAGCCCUCCAUGCCACUCUGAACGGGGCGUGUCUGAAGCAGCAAGCUGAGGCCGCCCUCAAGUCACCUGAGCUGGACGCAUGGGACACCUGCAAGCCCUACAUACAGAAAGCAGCCAGGUUUCCAGCCUCUUCUGCGGAGAGGCUCAAGGUUCACCAGAAUGCUGUGGAAAUGCUUGGCAUGGCCUGCUACACCCGAGGUGUCUUUCUCUACUCAUUGUCUACCUAUCCACAGCAGUGUGAUUUAGUUAUGUUUAAGUAUGUGAUGCAAGUGUCCACUGAGUCUAAUAGAAGUGUGUUUGUGUGUCCUUUAUAGGUGCCCUCAGUAGUAUGUUCUACCUAGCACACGAGUUUCACAGCGACCCUCAUGGAGGGAUCCUGGCAAACACCAACUGUGGCGGUAAGUUUGUUUGUUUGCAUGUGGUGCCAAUUAAUCUGUUUUAAGGUGUGUGUGUUUUGGGAACUGUCAGUCUAAAGUGUGUAUGUGUGUGUUGUCGUUCAGGAGAGAACUGCAACAGGGGUUCUGCGUUGGGGGCUCUGCUGGGGGCGAGGGCAGGGUACACGGGUGGAUCUGUACCCCAGGAGUGGAAGGAUGGACUGAGGAACUCACAGGAACCGAUCCAGGAAAUCCUAGAGAAGAUGCUCUGAGACUGCCCCCUAAUAGGACUGGAAUCGCGCAUCAGAGCACUGACACACACCUUACCUCCAUUUGGUUGUUGUAACCCAUAACAUCUGUUUACAUAUCUGUUUGUUGAUUUUCAGCCUUAUAUUGGCCGUGGUAUUCACAUGCUGGUCAUUGAACGUACAAAAAGGUACCUUACAAUGAAAAAGAUUACUAUGCUAAAAUAUUUAUAUUGUGUAAAAGUGCUUAUUUUCCCAGUUUUGCUCUUAAGGCCUUCCAGGUUUGCCUUGGUUUACUCCCCAGCUGAAAGCUCAGCUAUCUCUCUUGACCUUAUGUCAGGUAACUGUUCUUAGCUGUGUCUCCAUGCAAGAAAUUUCAGAGAUCAGUUGGAGUUUACACACGAAAGGCGUCCGUAUACAUAGGUUCGGUUUGCUCCUAUCAGAACUCGGCUAGGUGAAGUGAACGUCUGUGUUCGCAUACUCCCUUAAAAUACCUUCGCUUGAAAAGAGUGGCAAUAUUACAGUUGGUACCUCUUGAGACGCCAUACCCAGUACACUUCCUCAAAUUAGUCCAAAUUAAUCUAAGAGAAAUCUGUAAUUAAUUGCGUUUUUGCUUAGUCGCGCUAUUUUACAUUAAGGUUUUUGGUGCAGUAUUUCUCAAGUGAAAACAUCUGCAUGAAAACUAGUCGUCUCUCGUUGAAUGACAACAAACACUUCAUUGAAUAAUCCCUAUUGUUGACCAAUCACCGACGA